Molecule: messenger RNA, 739 nt
Organism: Pelodiscus sinensis (Chinese soft-shelled turtle)
Lineage: Eukaryota; Metazoa; Chordata; Testudines; Trionychidae
Gene: FADD
Product: Fas associated via death domain
Biological process (GO): regulation of apoptotic process; extrinsic apoptotic signaling pathway; positive regulation of innate immune response
Cellular component (GO): CD95 death-inducing signaling complex
Molecular function (GO): death receptor binding; caspase binding
Source: RefSeq, a predicted model, not a curated record
UCUGUGUAAAGAUAAAGUUCAGCACAGAGAAGUUUUUCUUCUUUGCAGCUAGGCUUUUGGGGCGAGGGCAGCAUAGAUUAAACCAGGAAGUCUUACCAAAAUGGAUCCGUUUUUGUCUCUGCUGCAUUCGUUUUCCAUGAACUUAUCGGACACUGAGCUCUCUGCCCUUAAAUUUCUGUGCCGGGACAAAAUUGGCAAAAGGAAGCUUGAGUCUGUCAAAACUGGCAAUGAUCUCUUCACCAUUCUCCUGGAUCAACGGGAGAUUGCAAGAGAAAAGGUAGAUUUUCUCCAGGUCAUGAUCAAAUCCAUUAAAAGAGAAGAUCUGCUCAUGCAAUUAGAGGAGUUCAUGGAAGGGGGACACGGUGAUGCUGUCAACCAUCUAGAUGAGAAAGAAAAAUAUCAGCAGAAAAUAGCUUUUGAAGUUAUAUGUGACAACAUUGGAAAGAACUGGAAAAUGCUAAUUCGAAAAUUAGGAAUUUCGGAUACAAAAAUUGACAGAAUUCUAACAGCAAAUCCUUAUAACUUGCAAGAACAAUUGAUGCAGUCGCUCCGAGAGUGGCAGAAAUGGAAAGGAAAGGAAGCUAAGGUUGCUGACUUAAUAAAAGCCCUUCGGGAUUGCAAAAUGAACUUGGUAGCAGACAAAAUUGAAGACGAACUUUUACAACCGCGGAACUAAAACAAAAUGAAAUUCAGUACAAUAUAUUAAAUGUAACAUUAAAACCGAAAGCUUAAAUGAAAA